CUCAUUCCUGCUCGCGUCCGGACCUGCGGUGGGCAGUCUGCAGAGGUGGCUGGAGCGAGCUGCGAUGACUUCCAGCGUGUCUUUUGCCAGCUUCAGGUUUCCAUGGCUCCUCAAGACAUUUGUCAUCAUGGUAGGACUUGCCACUGUUGCAUUUAUGGUGAGAAAGGUGUCCCUUACAACAGACUUCAGCACCUUCAAGUCAAAGUUUCCGAAGCCUGCGCCGGUUGACCCAGUGCUGAAACUUCUACCAGAGGAGCACCUGAGGAAGCUCUUUACCUACAGUGACAUCUGGCUCUUUCCCAAAAAUCAGUGUGACUGUAACUCUGGCAAACUGCACAUGAAAUUUAAGUUUCAGGAUGCCUAUAACCAGAAGGACCUUCCAGCUGUGAAUGCCAGAAGACAGGCGGAAUUUGAGCACUUUCAGAGGAGAGAAGGGCUGCCUCGCCCACCAUCUCUGCUGGCUCCACCCAAUCUCCCCUUCGGAUACCCAGUCCAUGGUGUGGAGGUGAUGCCCUUGCACACAAUUCUCAUCCCAGGCCUCCAGUAUGAAGGGCCAGAUGCUCCAGUCUAUGAGGUCAUCCUGAAAGCUUCUCUGGGGACAUUGAACACCCUUGCUGAUGUGUCAGACAAUGAGGUUCAGGGCAGAGGCCAGAGGCAGCUGACCAUUUCCACCAGAUAUCGGAAGGUCCUGAAUUUCAUCCUUCAGCAUGUGACGUACACCAGCACAGAGUACUAUCUCCACAAGGUGGACACAGUAAGUAUGGAAUCCGAGACAUCAGUGGCCAAGUUUCCAGUGACUAUCAAACAACAGACUGUACCCAAGUUGUAUGACCCUGGACCUGAGAGGAAGCUCAGAAACCUGGUGACCAUUGCCACGAAGACUUUUCUCCGUCCCCACAAGCUUAAGAUCCUGCUUCAGAGUAUUCGAAAAUAUUACCCAGACAUCACCGUGAUUGUAGCUGAUGACAGCAAGGAGCCCCUGGAAAUUAAAGAUGACCACGUGGAGUACUACACCAUGCCCUUUGGGAAGGGCUGGUUUGCUGGGAGGAACCUGGCCAUCUCACAGGUGACUACUAAAUACGUCCUCUGGGUGGACGAUGAUUUUCUCUUCAUCGACAAGACCAAGAUUGAGGUACUGGUGGAUGUCCUGGAGAAAACCGAACUGGAUGUGGUGGGCGGCAGCGUGCAGGGGAAUACUUACCAGUUCAGGCUGCUGUAUGAACAGACCGAGAAUGGGAGCUGUCUUCACCAGAGGUGGGGCUCAUUCCAGGCCCUCGACGGCUUCCCUGGAUGCACGCUGACCAGCGGUGUGGUGAACUUCUUCUUGGCUCACACGGAAAAAGUGCAAAGAGUUGGGUUUGAUCCCAUCUUACAACGAGUGGCCCAUGGAGAGUUCUUUAUUGAUGGGCUGGGGACACUGUUGGUGGGCUCUUGCCCGGGUGUGAUUAUAAACCAUCAAGUAAGAACACCACCAAAGGAUCCAAAGCUGGCUUCCUUGGAGAAGACUUAUGAGAAAUACCGGGCCAACACCAAUUCUGUGAUCCAAUUCAAGGUUGCACUCCAGUACUUCAAGAACCAUCUCUACUGCUCCACUUAAAAAGUACAAAGACCAGGAAUCGCAAUAAACAGAUUAGCGGCGGACAACAAAAAAAUAGUAGGAUUGGACAUUGAAGGGUACCAAAAGCAGACUCCUAACAAGGGGGACAGGGAACAAAGUAGCUGGAAGCUGGAGCUAGGGUAGGAGCCCGAAGUCGGCUCAGGACCCCCAAGACCAAAUUCUCAGCACAGAGAUUUAUCUGCCCUAGAGAGGGAAAGGGCAGGGAAUGAGACAAAGACAAGGGCUGGAAGGUGGUGGGGCACAUCUUUAAUCACAGCACUCCGGGGGCAGAAGCAGGUGGAUCUCUGCG
Molecule: messenger RNA, 1907 nt
Organism: Mus caroli (Ryukyu mouse)
Lineage: Eukaryota; Metazoa; Chordata; Mammalia; Rodentia; Muridae
Gene: B4galnt2
Product: beta-1,4-N-acetyl-galactosaminyltransferase 2 (SID blood group)
Biological process (GO): UDP-N-acetylgalactosamine metabolic process; UDP-N-acetylglucosamine metabolic process
Cellular component (GO): Golgi membrane
Molecular function (GO): acetylgalactosaminyltransferase activity
Source: RefSeq, a predicted model, not a curated record